ACAAGACCCGGUCUCACAAAGCGGUGGCGGGCAGAAGAAGCGGCAGAUGUCCUUCUCAGACGUUCCAGCUGCUCCCGCGCCGAUGCUGUGUUUGAUGGGUUGUUUGUUGCGAUCUUUUUUUCCCCUCCUCCACCACCCCCCCACCACUGCCAUCAUCAUUCACAACCUUCCAGCGAUUCCAAAUCACUUGUAGGAGAUCCGGACGGCUGCGCGUGAGGGAGUACCGCUGCAGAGCCCGACGGGAACGGGAAUGCCAUGUGUCGUUGCGCGACAUAAGAAGCUCUUUGUGGGGUGUUUUGCACCGGGGACAGGUGGUGCCUGCUGCGUGCGUGUGCGUGUGCGUGUGCGCGCUCGCAUGUGUGUGUGCGCGUUUGUGUAAACAUGCGUGUGCGUGCGUGCGUACGUGUGUGUUGAGAGCGGGGUUGGGGGGGGGCAUGGACACACAACCCCUGAGACAGUUGUCUGAGGGAUGUCAGGAUCGGUUUUUGCCAGAGACAGGUGCGACGAGGAGGAGGAGUAGUUUACAAACAGCCACGGAGGACCGGCCGCCCCGCGCAAAGCCCUUCUCUCCUUUAACCUUCCGCGGAUUCUCUUUUAUUCGCCGGGAGACGACGGACGGACUGACGCCGUGGAAACCAGAAGUGACCGUGGGCUUUUUUCCUUGCACGGACGUGAUCUCCCCGAUACACCUUUAACGCCAUAACCCGAGAGUUGGUGGUUUGUUGCCAUGGCGACAGUAGCCCCACCCUACUUCUUCCUGCUGUGUUGGCUGCUCCGAAUGACCAGUUCUGCAUUCCCGGAGGAACCAGGGCCUCUCAAUUUUAUACCCACCGAAGUGGUCAGGCGAUACCCGGUGUUUCUGGGUCGACCCCAUAGAACAUGGUUGAGACAAGAGCCGCUGCACAUCCAGAGGGUCCUUCAAGUCAACCGCACACUCUACAUUGGAGCCAGAGAUGACUUGUUUCGUGUGGAAUUGGACAACGUGGCAGGAGAUGAGAUGUUCUACAGCAAGAAAAGAACAUGGGAAUCCAACAAGAAUGACAUCAGGAUCUGCAGGAUGAAGGGGAAGCAUGAAGACGAGUGCCGUAACUUCAUGAAGGUGCUGCUUAGCAGACAAGGCGGCCUGUUUGUCUGUGGGACCAACGCAUUCAACCCGCUAUGUGCCAACUAUACUGGGGACACUCUGGAGAUGAUUGGGGAAACUGUCAGUGGGAUGGCGAGGUGCCCGUAUGACCCCAAACAUGCCAAUGUAGCUUUAUUUGCAGAGGGGAAUCUGUUUACAGCUACAGUGACAGACUUCCUGGCCAUUGAUGCAGUGAUCUACCGGAGCCUUGGGGACAGCCCCGCCCUGCGCACCGUCAAACAUGACUCCAAAUGGUUCAGAGAGCCAUAUUUUGUCAGCGCUGUCGAGUGGGGACCUCACAUUUACUUCUUCUUCAGAGAGAUGGCCAUGGAGUUUAACUACCUGGAAAAGGUUGUGGUCUCCCGUGUGGCACGUGUCUGCAAACGGGACCUGGGUGGGUCCCAGCGUGUUCUGGAGAAGCAGUGGACGUCCUUUUUGAAAGCCCGCCUGAACUGCUCGGUCCCCGGGGACUCUCACUUCUACUUUAAUCUCCUCCACUCCACCAGUCCCAUAAUCAGGAUGCAUGGCAGGGACAUCAUCCUCGGCGUCUUCUCCACACCGGCUAACAGUAUUCCUGGUUCGGCAGUGUGUGCCUUUGACAUGGAGCAGCUGGCGGCAGUGUUUGAUGGCAGGUUCAAGGAGCAGAAAUCACCUGAGUCUAUCUGGACACCUGUUCCUGAUGAAGUCAUCCCUAAGCCAAGGCCUGGUGGCUGUGCUGUUCAAGGCUCUAGGUUUAACUCAUCCAACUCCUUUCCGGACGAGAUGCUUAACUUUGUCAAGACUCACCCUCUGAUGGACGAGGCUGUGCCUUCACUGGGACAGAGACCCUGGAUUGUCAGAACCAUGGUCAGGUACCAGUUAAACAAGAUGGUGGUGGACACAGAGGCUGGACCCUACAGAAACCAUACCAUCCUGUUCCUUGGCUCCAGCAGAGGGACCAUCCUGAAGUUCCUCAUCACACCCAAUCAGGACAACACCGUCACCAACACCAAUGUUUUCUUGGAGGAAUUAGAGGGAUACAACCCUGACAAGUGUGGUGAAGACUCUCCCCAAGCCAGACAGCUGCUGUCUCUGACCUUAGACAAAGCGAGCCACACUCUGCUUCUGGCCUUCCCCUCCUGUGUGGUCAGAGUACCAGCGGCACGAUGCCAGCUCUACUCCCGAUGCAUGAAGAACUGCAUAGCCUCCAGGGACCCCUACUGUGGCUGGACCAGAGGAAGCACCUGCUCUUUCCUCCGGCCUGGGACCAGACUGCCAUUUGAGCAAGAUGUCGAACAGGGAAACGUGGCACACUUGGGCGACUGUGACGGUCUGCUUCAGGAGAGUUUCAUAGAGGAGCCUGAUGGCUUGGUGUCGGUCAACCUGCUGGUUGUCUCCGCUGUAUCUGCCUUCGCCACGGGGGCCGUCCUCUCUGGCCUCACUGUCUGCUGGAUCAUGAGUCACCGCCACCGCCGCUCACGGGGCUCUGGAGCUAAUGGCGCCCGUCGCAAAGGUGACAAAGAGCAGAGCAUGCUGGGGCAUGGCCGCAGUGGAUCGGUAAUGAGCGUGACGAGAACCAGCGGUGGCGAGAGCCGGCGCUCACAGGCUGACAACCCCUUUGUCACACCCAACGGCUGGCCCAAAGGAGAGAUGGACCCGGGCUUACUGCCCACCCCGGAGCAGACACCACUACAGCAAAAAAGGCCCAUGCGUCUCCCAGACUCCGAGUGGGACCAGAGCCAGACCUUCCUGACUGCUGUGGGGACUACCUGCCCCAACAGCUCUGUCAUCUACCUGAGCUCCAAGUUCCUGCAGGGUGGAGGAAUGGGCAGGCUAGAUGACCCAGGAGAGGUGAUGCUCCCUCCACAUACAGAGCGCCAGCGGUAUUUGGUGCUGGCCACCCAGAGAGGGGAGCACGGGGGCAGCCGCCCCACUGGUACCCUGAGGAAUUCAGCAGGUGAAUACAACUACCCGGCCACGCCACAGGAUUCCCCUGACCGACGGAGGGUGGUCUCAGCACCCACCCCUCACAUGGACUAUGGGGAGCAUCGUUGGAGCCACGAGGGGCUCAGCUACAACAACAGCAACGGAGCACCGUACCCUUCCCAGCGCCAGGGCCUCAUCAGGCCCAAUGUGCACGGGCCCAACGUGCAUGGGCACCGGGGACUGGGAGAGCUGGCCGACUUCAGCCAGCUUUUGGGGAAGAACAUGGGCGAGCGCACCUCUAGCGGCCAGUGAGGAGCGCCACAAUACCCAGUGCUCUCUGAAGACCCAUUCCCUACAACUGGAAUAAAUCAGCCCCUUAGACUCACUGUCCCUGUCCAACCACACCCUGUCUGUCCUCUCUCACUAUCAUUCAAUGUUUCGACAUGAUUCAGCUGACUGAAGAGAGGCUGACUGCUGAAAGCCAGUGGAUUUAGAGAGAAAAAAGAGACAUAAACAGAGAGUUUUUUGGGGGGGGAGGAGAAAAUUCACCUUGUGGCUCCUUUCCUCUGCUCUGCAAGUGGCACGCACCACAAAGUUUGGACGUCGAAACCGCAGGACAAUAGAGACGAGAGAGGGGGGCAAAGGAAGGGAUACAUUUUACGUGGAAAGGACGGCACGGAGAAUUCGCUCACUGACAGUUUGAAGCUUCGGCCGUGAAAUGUGCAAGGUCUCCCUCCACUAUCUCGUUCUCAACACAAAUCUUCUUUGGGUGUGAUAACUGUUUCUGCUUUUGCUUUUUUUUGUGUGUGUGCGC
Messenger RNA from Lampris incognitus (smalleye Pacific opah), 3842 nucleotides. It is a transcript of the gene sema6bb, whose product is annotated as sema domain, transmembrane domain (TM), and cytoplasmic domain, (semaphorin) 6Bb. Gene Ontology annotation, molecular function: semaphorin receptor binding; chemorepellent activity. The coding region runs from base 728 to 3340 and encodes 870 amino acids. Lineage: Eukaryota; Metazoa; Chordata; Actinopteri; Lampriformes; Lampridae. The transcript has 17 exons. The record is from RefSeq and is a predicted model, not a curated record. Gene Ontology annotation, biological process: semaphorin-plexin signaling pathway; neural crest cell migration; positive regulation of cell migration.